AUGAAUUUCAAACAGAAUAAAUAUUAUAUUUUUUUAGUAUCUUUGUUUGUUUUGGCGAAGUAUAAUAAUAAUGUUGGAUCAUAUAAAACAUCAAAUUUAGUUUCCUUUAAAAAUGUAACUAAUUAUCGAAAUUUAGAAGAACCUAUGGGUGAAGAAAAUGUAAAUGAAAACCCAAAAUAUUUACAACAAGUUCAACUUGAAGAAGAUGAAUUAGAUGUUGAAGGCAAUACUGAAAAAGAAAGUACAACAACUCGUGUAAAAACUAAAAGUGAAAUAUUAACAGAAGAAAAAUUAGCUACAAAUGAAAAAACUACAUUCAUUAAUGAUGAAUUAGUAUCUAAAUAUUUAAACAUUUGUGAAAGCGUACGCAAUAAUACAUUUGGUCAUGAAAAUAAUGAAUUUUUUCAUAAAAGUGAUGAUUGCACCUUAUUUAAAAAUCCAUUAGAUAAGAAUAAAACAAGUUAUGAAAUAAUAGGACAUGGAAAAUUAGAUGAUGUAUCACUUUAUGGUAUGAAUUUUGCAUUGAGAGAUCUUUCAGCAAUUAGAGAAUGGAAUACCUAUAUUACUUAUUUAAAUUAUUUAGAUUUAACAAAAGAUGGAAUUGAAGAUAAAAUGAAUAAAAAUGAAGUAAUCGAUCCAACCAAACAUACGAUAGAAGAUACAGAUAUAUAUAAUAAUAAUAGUUACAUUUAUUUAGUAAAUGGUUUACCAUGGCCAUUUAGAAGUCAUGAUACUCCUUAUGAAUAUUAUCAAAAAUAUUUUCCCGAUAAAAAUAUGCUUUUAGUUGCAAAUAGAUCAAUCAAAAAAGCCUUUAAAGAUGUUUCAGGUUAUACCAGAAUUCGAAAUUAUGAAAACUUUUUUUGCUUAUAUUCAAAAAAUAAAGAUAUAUAUACCCCAGGUCUAGAUUAUGUCUCAUCAAUUUUUUAUGAUGUAAACAUUUCAGCAUUUUUGCAAAAUAGUAUACUUAAUCAAUUAUUUCCAAAACUUAUCUUUGAUUUAAAUGACGCAUCAAGAAAAUAUACUAAAGUUGGAUCAGCCAUGUCUGAAGAAGAAAAAGCAACUUAUCAACUAUUGUUACAAGGCGUACCCCAUAAUAAAAAACUUAAAUCAGUAGAAAAUAAAUUAACCAAUCCAGGAGAUAAUGGAGUUGUCGCUACCAACGCCAAUAUGUUUUGGACAAUAUUUAUUAGCCCAAUGUAUAAGGUGGCUGAAAUUUGUAUGGCUUUUAUAAAAAAAACAUUGAAUGUAUUCCAAUAA
Molecule: messenger RNA, 1257 nt
Organism: Plasmodium vinckei vinckei
Lineage: Eukaryota; Apicomplexa; Aconoidasida; Haemosporida; Plasmodiidae
Product: StAR-related lipid transfer protein
Exons: 1
Coding region: 1-1257 (418 amino acids)
Source: RefSeq, a predicted model, not a curated record